AUGAGUGCUAAAAUUACUCUUUUGUUUUCCCUUUUAUUCCGCAAAGCCAAUGCCAUUAACAUUACCAAGCUCUUGAACCAGUAUCCAGACUUCAGCACUUUCAACGAUUACAUAACGAAAACCGGACUAGCCACUGAUAUCAACUCGUUCCAAACAAUCACGGUCCUAGUCGUAGACAACAGCAACAUUUCCCUGUUAUCUGGAAAAUCCAAUGCUGCCAUCAAGAAGAUCUUGAGUGUUCAUGCCUGGCAGGCCAUUGGUCAACAAGGAUUUCUCAAUGUGACAGAUGUGAAUACUGGAAGUGUUGCCAUUGAUUCCGCAGAAAAAGCCCGAAAAACUCCUUCAAGUCCUAAAAAAUCGCCCCCAAGCGAUUCUCUAUCACCCUCCAAAUCCCCUGGUUUGCCUCCUCAGCCUUCUGAUGCACCGGUUGCAGAUUCACCUGCACAUGAUUCCCCUAGCGAAGGCACGACUCUUCAGCCUAGGCUUUUGUCGUGUUUAUAA
This is a messenger RNA of Fraxinus pennsylvanica, 501 nucleotides long. Lineage: Eukaryota; Viridiplantae; Streptophyta; Magnoliopsida; Lamiales; Oleaceae. The record is from the annotation of a GenBank genome assembly.